AUGGCAGCUGCCAUCGCCAUGCUUGAUGAGAAACACUCGGACCUGCCAUCGAGCCCCGGGGACUAUAAUACCUACGUUCUAGGCUGCAUAGGAGCGCACAACGUGGUUAUCGCUUGUCUACCGACUGGGAUAUAUGGCACAGCUUCGGCAGCGGUGGUGGCUGCCAAUAUGCGUUUGACAUACCCUUUUGUUCAGGUCGGAUUAAUGGUUGGAAUCGGAGGUGGAGUGCCUAACUCGCAGUCUGACAUUCGGCUUGGGGAUGUCGUGGUGAGCAAACCGACUAGAGACUCUGGGGGAGUGGUGCAGUAUGAUUUUGGCAAAACGGUUGCCGGUGGGAAAUUUGAACGGACGGGGUCGCUGAAUAAACCCCCGUAUGCUGUCUUGACGGCAAUGUCCCGAUUACAAGCGCAGUAUCAACUACACCAAGGCCAAAUAUCGGAAAUCCUUUCCGAUAUAACCGCCAAGUACCAAGUUGCGGGCACAGAAUUUGGAUACCCAGGCGAGGACCAAGACCAACUAUUCGAGACUGAGUAUGAUCAUCCCCUAUCAGAGGAGACAUGUGAGCACUGUGAUAAACUCGUCGCCCGAUCUCCUCGAGACUCACAGACCCCACGCAUUCAUUAUGGCCUGAUCGCAUCAGGAAAUCAGGUCAUGAAACAUGGCGCUACUCGAGAUAGAUUGGCUCGUCAAUACGAUUUUCUAUGCUUUGAGAUGGAGGCUGCAGGACUUCUCGACCAUUUUCCCUGUGCAGUCAUUCGAGGGAUCUGUGACUACGCUGAUUCGCACAAGAACAAGCAGUGGCAGCCCUAUGCUGCUCUUACGGCUGCGGCUUACACCAGGGAGCUUCUUACCAUCAUGCCUGCGGGUGGGUGGCAAACUGCGCAAUCGAUCAGUCUUCAAAGGGUUGAGUCUAUUGAGCCAGAAUUCUCCUUGGUUUCGGCCCGGCAAAGUGAUAGUGAGAAAGUGAUUCGAAAGAAUCUUUCGAGCUAUGAUCACGAAAAAGUUCAUCGAAGACUAUCGCACAAGCGCCUUACAAACACUACGCAAUGGUUUACGAAACACCCUUACUUUCAAGCCUGGUUUAUCGAGAGCCAAUUUCAGUAUUUGUGGUGUACUGGGAAAAUUGGCUCGGGGAAGACAAUCAUAGCUACUUCUGUCGUCGACCAUGCCCGGAGUGGACCCAAGGAGCUUCAGGCUCCGACGGUAUUCUUUUACUGCGAACCUGACAGACCCCAAUUUCUCCAUGCGUCGUUUAUCCUCACUAGUUUUAUCAACCAGCUGUAUCAUUUGCUAGGCGUCUAUGGAGUGCCUCGGGGCUUUGAUGGAGUCAAGAGAAUGAUCGAAACCUUCUUUGGUCCUGAUCGGACGGAACCUGACUUUGAGGACUUGGCCGAUAUCUUUCUGAAAAUAGCUCAACCCAUAGAAGCAGCCAUUUACAUACUGGAUGGGCUUGAUUCCCUCACCGAACACGAUAUAAAACGACUGCUCAAGCUCUUUCGCUCUUUACGAGACCAUGGUCGAUCAUCAGCACGGUUCUUGCUCUUCAGUAGGAGGUAUCUCCCUGGCAAUGUCGAUAUAACUACAGCUAUGCCAGGAGUGCGUCAAAUAUCAACGUCUCGCAAUGUCGCUCAUGAUAUACGAACUUACAUUGACGAAAGUAUCGAUGAGAAAAGAAUGUACAAGAGACUUACGGAUAGUGCCGAAGUCCUGUGUGAUAUCAAAAGCAAACUCCAAGCAGAAUCAUCCGAGGUGUUCUUAUGGGUUUAUCUCCAACUGGAGAUACUAUGGGAAACUUGUGAGACAGACCAAGAAAUACGAUCAGCGUUAGGCAACUUGCCACCAGGUCUUGAGGAAACAUACCACCGCUGCCUCCAGCGUAUAAACUUUGCCGACGUGCGUGUAGUGAAGGUGCUUAAAUGGGUCAGUUUUGGGUCACGGCCUCUUCUUGUCGAGGAGCUGAGAGAAGCGACUGCUUUCAGCAUUCACGAUGAAGAGUGGGACGCUGAGCGAAUCCCCAACAAAAACUUCAUCGUCGGUUGCUGCGCGAACUUGGUUGUUGAAGACCCAGUAGAUACUUCGGUUCGUUUCGCCCAUCCGUCUGUGGGUCAAUACAUUCGAAAACAUAGCGAUGGGUUUCCUUCAUGGCCUAAGACUCCAGAGAAGGGCCAACUCGAAUGCGGAGAGUUCUGUGUCUCAUACCUUGCUUUCUCUGACUUUUGUCUCCAGCUGGAGAGGCAGAGAAUGCAAUUGAUAACCGCAAAGAUUCCAGACCCUAGGUCGAUGGCUCGCGAAACCACGCUGCCGUCUAGGGUUGGAAUUGGGAAGCUCUUCUCUUGGAGGCUGGGCAAAAAGCAGCUCGAACCUGUCAACCUGCCUCUUAUUAUCCGCACAAAAUCUACUCCUUGCCGCGCACAAUACAAAUUUCUCGACUACGCUACUGCCAAUUGGGCUCUACACACCAAGGAUAUCGCGCCGACAUCGCCGGUUUGGGAUAAGUUCAAUCAAAUCGCGUUGACUUUCAAUGACACCUGGGACUUCCACCCGUGGAUUAAAGGCGGGCGUUCACUGAGCUCCCAAGUCCAUGCCCUUUUUGGAUACGCAGUAAGGGAACACCAUAUGCCUCUACUGAGGAUUGCUGUGGAAGCAGGGUCGGAAGUAUUCCAUGUCAACGACCUACCGCUACUCGGUGAAGGAAUACCUGCUCUGCAUGUUGCAGCAAAGUUAGGAUACGUCUCCGCAGUCCAGACGUUACUAGAAAUUUGCCCCGUCAAUGGGCUCGACAGUGAUGGACGAACGGCUCUACAUCACGCAGCAGAAACAGGGAAUAUCGAAGUCGUACGGCUGCUCGCUAACACUAAAGGGGUCAAAGUCGACAUUCGAUCCGAAACCUACCAUACGCCAUUAUGGAACGCAGUUCAAGGAGGCCAUGUCCGCAUAGCGUCCAUUCUUCUUGACAAAGGCGCUAAUGCAGUAGUGGCACCAAUUUUUUCUCCUCACAGCAGUUGA
Aspergillus mulundensis is the source of this 3006-nucleotide messenger RNA. RefSeq lists its product as uncharacterized. The record is from RefSeq and is a predicted model, not a curated record. Gene Ontology annotation, biological process: nucleoside metabolic process. The transcript has 6 exons. Lineage: Eukaryota; Fungi; Ascomycota; Eurotiomycetes; Eurotiales; Aspergillaceae. The coding region runs from base 1 to 3006 and encodes 1001 amino acids. Gene Ontology annotation, molecular function: catalytic activity; protein binding.